Etheostoma spectabile (orangethroat darter) is the source of this 4873-nucleotide messenger RNA. Its product is annotated as leucine zipper putative tumor suppressor 2 homolog. The transcript is spliced from 7 exons. Lineage: Eukaryota; Metazoa; Chordata; Actinopteri; Perciformes; Percidae. The record is from RefSeq and is a predicted model, not a curated record. Gene Ontology annotation, biological process: cell division; negative regulation of canonical Wnt signaling pathway. Bases 416 to 2497 code for a protein of 693 amino acids.
UUUUCUUGCUAGCUUUAGCCUUCGUUCUCUAAACGCGAGCACCGCCUGUCCAGCUCCCCGCACAACAACAAGCGUGCUUUCCAGACAGCGAAAGAAGCAACAGAGAAAGAAAGAAAGACAUUUAACAUGUAGUUUAAUCAACCGACACCAUAGUAAAGUCACGAGUUUGUGGAUAAAACGAUUAUAUAAGGAAGAAGAACACGUCGCAUGCAGAGUUUCUCAGCAGACUUUGUAGAGCAGCUCCGCCGGACUGUCCACUCCACUGCACGUCUGCGAGAAGAGAGAAUGAAGAUCUGCUCACCGGUUUGAGUUCCUGGGAUGCUUGACCGACCUGUACCCCACGCUUUUCUAAGGCCUCCAGAAGCUAAAGACAGGGUGUCAUUAACAGAGCGAGUGACCUCUCUGAGCUGCCACCAUGGCCCUGGUUCAGGCUCUGCCCAUAUCUGCUGAGCCCCGCAACCCAGGCCUCAGUGGAGUAUCCCGCAGGAGACACCCCUCCGGCUCUUCAUCCCCUAUCAACGCACCACCCGCUACUCUGGAAACUAUGGGUUCUGUCAGCAGCCUCAUCGCCACCCGCCCCGGCAACUACCAUGACCACCAGUCUGUGGUUGAGCUUGGAGCCAGGGUCCGGCGGCCCACCCCAGGUGCCUCCUACCUGGGCUCUGAGUCACCCCUGGACUCCUUAUUACUGCAGACCAUACAGAAACAGAACUCCAUGACGUCCAGCAGGGAGCUGGAGAAGGAGAGUGGUAAUGCGAACUAUACCUAUCUGAAUGAGGACUAUGUAGGCAACUGGAAUGACAACCACGUAACACGUGCCAGCCCAGGAAGUGACGCAGACGAGACUAAAGGAUCCAAGUUGAAUGGGAACAUGGGGGGGCCUCCUCCAAAACUGAUCCCUGUGUCCGGAAAACUAGAGAAGAACAUGGAGAAAACAGUGCUGCGGCCUACUGCCUUCAAACCUGUCAUUCCCAAGAACCGUACUUCCAUGCAAUACCUCUCCCCUCGCCAUUGUGCCAAUGUAUCAGAAAGCCAAAACAACCUGAACCUGCUGAGCCCCACGCACAUAGAGGUGUCGCCCUCCUGCUCUGAGAAAAUCAUCUCCUACAACAGAGGUCGUAGCAUUGGCGGCGGCAGCAGCCAUUCCGGCCAACUGACAGACUCCGGACGCAACUCCCUCUCCAGCCUCCCACCUUACAACAGCAGUGGCUACAGUCUGGCAUCAGGAGAGGCCUCUGUUGGCCACCUGGAGCCCAUGAAAAGCGCUCCGCCAGUCAAUGGACACGGACACUCCAACUCAGACAGCGGGCGUUCGUCUUCCAGUAAGAGUACAGGCUCUGGCUCGAUAAGUGGCCGAGGACAGCCUCUGUCUGACAGCGGGUCCAGUGGGCGCUCCCCUGGCCCGGUUGACGGGUAUGAGGUGGUGGUUAGGGACCUGGAGGAGAAGCUGAGGGAGAGAGAGCUGGAGCUGCUGCAACUCAGAGACAACCUGGAUGAGAAUGAAGCUGCCAUUUGUCAGGUUUAUGAGGAGAAGCAGAAGCGCUUUGAGCUGGAGCUGGAGGAGCUGAGGCAGGCCUGUGCCACCAGGAUGCAGGUAGCCUCGCAGAAGGCCCAGCGUGCAAAGCAGGUGCUCCAGUUUCAGGUUUAUCAGCUCCAGCAGGAGAAGAAGAAGCUGCAGGAGGACUUCUCUCAGCUUCUGAAGGAGAGGGAGCAGCUCGAUGAGCGCUGCACCUCCUAUGAGCAUGAGAAGAUCCAGCUGGGGCCUCGACUGGAGGAAAGCAAGUGGGAGGUCUGUCAGAAGUCAGGGGAGAUCUCAUUGCUGAAGCAGCAGCUGAAGGACGUGCAGGGAGAGUUGUCCCAGCGCGUGGGAGAGAUCGUCUCCCUGCGGGGUCAACUCCGAGAGACUCGCGGCGAGCUCACAAACACCCAGGUCCUGCUCCAGGAGGCCCACGGCACGACCCGCACACGCACCCUGGAGCUGGAGGUGUGUGAAAACGAGCUUCAGCGUCGCAAGAGCGAAGCGGAGCUUCUCAGAGAAAAGGUUGGACGCCUUGAGGGAGAGUUGGUGCACCUCAGAGAUGCUUUGGCCAAUCAGGGCACAGGAAACAGACAGUGUCAGGUGUUCCAUGAGGUAGAGGAGCACCUGCUCGCCUAUGAGAGUGAUGAGGCGAAGGCCCAGCAGCAGAGCAGCAGUGAGGCCCUGCAAAACAUGAAGGUGCAAAUGGACAGGAUGCGGGCCGAGCUGGCCUACGAGCGUCAGUGGGCCGAGCAGCAAACGGGAGGCUUCGAGGAGGAGCGCAGGAUAUGGCAGGAGGAGAAGGACAAAGUUAUCCGCUACCAAAAGCAGCUGCAGCAGAACUAUGUGCAGAUGUAUCGCAGGAACCGGGAGCUGGAGCAGCUCCUGCAGGAGCUCAGCCAGGAACUGGAGAGCAGAGAGGAGGACGAAGGCAGCGGCAACGAGAUCAACUUUGAUGAGAUCGCCGCCACUGAAAUUUAACCCUCGUGUCUCGUUCAUCUUUUGAUUUGCACUACUGUCAGCGGAAUAUUUCUUUUCACCUUUAUGUGGCAGAUCUGAUUUCUUUUGUUGUUUCUUCAGAUGACGAGCUGAUAUCACAAAUGUAAAAAACAAACACCCGCAGUGUAAAAUCAGCUACACUUUAGUUCUGCCUCAUUGAUAUUUUUCUCCAAGGAGUCUUACUUCCAAGCCAACGACCUCUAUUAGUCGUUAGUAGGCCACCUCUCCGUUAAUGUCUGUGACUAGACAUCUUUCCCAGUUUUAGGAGAAUGUAGGAGAAUUAGUUGUGUGUAUGAGUAACUUCACCCAACCUUUCACUCUCCUCCUCGUCCUGAGUUGGUUAUGACGCCACCUUCCAUGCUACACUUCCACUCUGUGUUCAGUCAGCUCUCAUUAGUACAGUUUAUUUAGCUGGAGCCCACGCUUGUUUUCAAUUGACGGUAAACAUGGGACACCACACAUCCAGCUUGUCAUAAGAGUGAGUGAAUCAGAGCGAAGUGCUGAUGACGGUGGCUGCACUCUAAUCAUGACCAGUAAGUGCAAACAGGAGAUGUUUCCAAAAUAUAAGUCUACUUCCUUCUAACCGGAGUGCAAAGAUAUAUUUGUAUUAUCAAACAAAGUUAAAACCUCGACAAUUUCACUCUCAUAUCAUGGUCCUAAAUGGUGGGCAUAAUAUCAUAAACAUCUCUACUGCUUAAUGUAAAAACAACUCAGUAAUAUCUGGAUUAAAUGCUACCUUAACACCUUACACCCAGUGCUGUCACAUGGCAGCUUUUCACUGUCACACAUGCAUGGACCCUGGGCCACCGUAAAACAUGCUCAGAUGAUCCGAUUCAAUUUAUUUUCCUAUAGUGUAGGAGUGGCACUAUGGAUAUAAUCUUCAACCACAGUAUAUGUAAUUAUAUACAAGAAUAUUAAUGUACUGUAUAUGAUGACAUUGUAAAUGUUCAGAAAAAUCUAUGUUCGAGGCGACGAGGCGAUUUCAUUUGACUUUGACAAAGGUAACUAGCUCAAUAAAAUGUUUUCAGAUUAGCAUCCUUUUCAUGUCCAGAGAAGAAAUAGUUUUGGACAUACAAGGUUUUCACCCAACAGCGACAAUUUUCUCCCCGCUUAUAGUUCAUAUCCUCCACAUUCCACUUCUGGGAUUGCUUCGUUGCCAACAGAUAUUCCACCGGAUUUCACAAAUGUAGGCCAGGUAUCUGUUGCUUCCUUUGUUUUGGCAAACUCCGGUGGAGUAAUGGUUGGACUGUGGUUACCUGCUCCUCAGAUCUCUGCAGGGUGACUCCAGACAGCUAGCCAGACUACGUGUCCAAUCUGAGUUUUCUGUUGCACGACUAAAACAACUUCUGAACGUACACGUUUCUCCAAGACAAGUUCCUUCCCGAGGCUAUGUUGCAGCGGCACCGCAGCUGAUCCCGGCCAAGACAAUUGUGAUUGGUUAAAAGAAAUGCCAAUAAGCCAGAGCGCGUUUUUCUCCCAUCCCAGAAUACUGUGUGGACCAGCCAGACCUUCCUCCACAACGCCGCGGUGGUGGAAGGAGGUCUGGCAAAGCGAGACUAUCCCUGUGUUAGCGUUGGUUUUCUCCAGAAUUCUCCUCACAUGUUCCAAAGAUCUGCCGGUUAGUUGGUAACUGUUGAAUAUGAAGCGGGAAUGGCUGUUUAUAUCAGCCCUGUGAUUGGCUGGCGACAUGACCAGGGUGUACCCCAAUGUCAGCCUUCAAGAAGUAAGAAUUAGUUUUUAUUACAAUUGGAUAUAAAAGUACUAGCAACCACGGUAAAAUGACAAUCUGUAAAAGGUUGACAAAUUUCUCAUAUCGCCCAUUCCUAUAUGAAAUUUGUUCAUCGUCAUACACUUCCAUAAGAAUAACACUGAGUGAUCAGUGUGCUUAAAUAAACAAGUGUGUCACAGUACAAAAUUAUGUAUUUGAGCAUUAGACAAAUUACUUCUGCUCUUCAAGAGGUUGUAAAAGAUUAUUUAACGUGCGGGGGAUUUUUUUUCCAACCUUUUUAAAAUCUGUUUCACAAACCAAGAGACCAUUUUUGUGUUCCUCUUUUAAUGCUGAUUGAAUUAUCGUCCUCUGUAAAUAACCCUGACAAAUCAUAAAUUUUCUUCCAGAGAUGUCUGUCCAUCUCAAAAAAAUAAAAACAUUGUGAAUAGCCACUGUGAAUAGACCAAAGCAACGUCGCAUUAUAUUUUGUUCCUGCAGAUACGCCUGUAUAUUAAUGUAUGUGUGGAUGUUUGUUCUGGUUCCGCAGUAUAAUUUUAUAAUCAAUAUUUGUAUGAAGACGUUAAAUGUAUAUUUUCAUGAUGUACACUUCUUGAACAAACUUGUUUUCAAUUAAAAAAGACUAAAUUGAA